Quercus lobata is the source of this 3208-nucleotide messenger RNA. RefSeq names its product receptor-like protein EIX1. The coding region runs from base 147 to 2825 and encodes 892 amino acids. NCBI's taxonomy places the organism in Eukaryota, Viridiplantae, Streptophyta, Magnoliopsida, Fagales, Fagaceae. The transcript is spliced from 3 exons. The record is from RefSeq and is a predicted model, not a curated record. Gene Ontology annotation, molecular function: protein binding.
CCGUGUGGAAAAAAAUAAAACAUUAAACAAUGACUUCUUUGUUAGUUCACACUUCAGUGAUAUAUAUUCAUCGUUAAUGCAUGGCUUUUGCUUCAUAAAAAUCCACAAGACUCAUCAUUAGCAUUGCACUAUCAGUAAAAUACUCCAUGAUGAUUAAUUAUAAUCAUACUGUUUUUGUAUUUCUUCUUUUGUCCUUGGGAAUAUUCAAACUGGGUUCAUGCUCUGAAAAUAAUGUGACAGUGAAAUGCAUCAAAAGUGAAAGAGAAGCACUUGUCAGAUUCAAGGAAGGCGUAAGCGUAAAUGGUAUUCCAGGUAAGCUUUCUUCAUGGGUCGGUGAAGAUUGCUGCCAAUGGAAAGGCGUAGAGUGCAACAACGGAUCGGGUCAUGUUACCAAGCUCAAUCUUAGCAACCCAGCUGGACGCCCCAGGCACUUUGAUUACGAAAGUAAUCAAAACAGGAACAGCCCCUGUGAAGCUUGCAGUGAUCCUUGUGGUUCCAGUGAUACUUACAGUCGGAAAUGUCCUAAGUCUUCGAGGUCAUUGCUCGGGGAUGUUAAUUCAUCUGUUUCAAGGGAUGUCAAUGCAUCUCUUUCAGGGGAGAUUACUCGUUAUCUCGGCAAUCUGUCGAGCCUGACGCAUCUUGACCUUGGAGGAAACUACAAUUUGUCUACCCAAAACUUGUAUUGGGUCUCAAGUCUCUCUUCUUUAGAGUACCUGUAUAUGGGGGGAGUGAAGAUCAAACAUACCAAUGCAGAUUGGCUUUAUGCAAUUAACAUGCUUCCUUCCCUUCUGGAGUUAAGUUUAUAUUCAUGUGAGCUUAAACACCUUCCAUCUUCCCUUACUUUCCUUAAUUUCACCUCUCUUCAUGUCCUUGAUUUAUCAUACAACCCAUUUAACACCUCCAUACCUAAGUGGCUGUUUAGUCUUACGAGCCUCACAAAUCUUGAUUUGACUUCUAGCAAUCAAGGAGGAAUAAUCCUUGAUUCAUUUGGGAGUCUUAGAAGCUUGAAAUACCUCUAUCUCGGUGUUAACCGUUUUUAUGGUUCAAUCCCAGCUUCUAUUGGCAAUUUGUCAUCCUUGAAGGAGUUGGACGUCUCAUAUAAUGAGAUGAACGGAACCAUUCCAGAAAGUUUAGGGCAACUCUCAAACCUAGUCAAGUUGUUUCUACUAGAAAAUUCUUGGGAUGGUGUCAUAACAGAAGCCCAAUUGAUGAAUCUCAGAAGCUUAGAAGAGUUUAUGCUAACAACUAAAAAAAGUCAGUCUCUAGUUUUCAAUGUGACUCAUGACUGGCGUCCUCCUUUCAAGCUCAAAUCUCUUCAUCUAGAAAGUUGUCGCAUUAUUGGCCCCAAAUUUCCUGUAUGGCUUCAAGUUCAAAGUGAGCUCACCUAUGUCACCCUAACAAACGUUGGAUUCGAAGGCACUAUACCGGAGGAAUGGCUCUCUACGAUAUCUUCUCAACUCACCCACUUGGAUCUAUCCAACAAUCAGAUAAAAGGGAACUUGCCUCACCAAUUAGUAUUUCCACAUGUGACUAAACUAUUUCUGCAAAACAAUUCGUUUUCAGGCCCUAUCCCAUCAAAUAUUAGUGAUCUAAUGCCAAGCUUGCAACAUUUAGAUCUUUCAGAGAACCUCCUCUAUGGUAAAAUUCCUCCGUCCAUAACGAAAAUAAAAAAUCUUAAUAUUCUUGUCCUCAGGAGAAAUAAUCUUUCAGGGGAGUUUCCUCCUCAUUGGAACGCGUCAAAAAUGGGCUUGCGCGUUAUGGAUAUUUCAUACAACAACAUAUGUGGAAAAAUUCCGAGCUCAAUGGGUUUCUUAGGAAACCUUUCUAUAUUAGUGUUGAGCAACAAUAAUCUUAGUGGAGAAAUUCCUUCUUCCUUGCAAAAUUGUUCUAUUGUGAGCAUGGAUUUUGGGGGGAAUCGUCUCUCGGGGAAUCUUCCGUCAUGGAUAGAAUCAGAAAUCUUCAUGCUACGCCUACGAUCAAAUCUAUUCAGUGGAAUCAUCCCUCGAAAAUGGUGCAAUCUUUAUAAACUUCAGAUCCUAGAUCUUGCACAAAAUAAUCUCUCUGGGGACAUUCCAGAUUGUUUCAACAAUUUUACUGCUAUGGUUGAUCACAACACCUCUGGAUAUGAGCAUAUUGAGAACUAUACAGAGAAAGCACAUAUAGCAACAAAAGGAAGAGAGUACGAAUAUGAUCGCACUCUCCAAUUUGUUACCUGCAUUGAUCUUUCAAGGAAUAGUUUGAUUGGAGGCAUUCCUAUUCAAAUAACAAGCCUCACAAGAUUGGGUACGCUAAACUUGUCAAUGAAUCAUCUAAUUGGAAGCAUUCCCAAGAAUAUAGGAAAGAUGCAGUGGUUGGAAACACUUGAUCUCUCAAACAAUAGAAUUUUUGGGCCUAUUCCUGGAAGCAUGUCUUCUUUGAAUUUCUUAACACACUUGAACCUAUCUUUUAACAAGCUGACAGGAAGAAUACCAUCUGGUAGUCAGCUACAAACACUAAAUGAUGCAACCAUAUACAAAGGAAACCCUUUGUUGUGUGGGUCUCCUCUUCUGAUCAAGUGCCCAGGAGAUGAAACAUCUGAUGGCCCAAGUAUUACCGGUGUCGAUGACAAACAAGGUGGAGAUGAUUAUGAAAGGAUAUGGUUCUACGCUAGCAUCGGACUCGGGUUUGUUGUAGGAUUUUGGAGUGUUUGUGGCACCCUACUAUUGAAGAAGUCAUGGAGGCACUGUUACUUUCGUUUUUGUGAUGACAUCAAAGAUAGGAUAGCAUUGCUAAUUGCAUUGAGAGUAGUUCAUUUGAAAAGGAAAUUUGGGCUGGAUAAAAAAUGAAGUUUGUAGAUUGGAAAGCUGGUUUAGUUCUAAAUUUGAGGUCCAAAGAAAAAUUUCCAGGCAUAUUCCUAUAUUUUAUGUGAAAUUCACACUUUUACCCCCUGAAUAAAAUGUUGCAAGUUGCUAAAUAAACAGAGCAAGGCUUUUAUUCUCUAUUAGCAUAGGGAAACCCGAGUAAUCAAUGGAUAGGGAAAAAAAAAUUCAAGUGGUGAAAGGAAGUAAUUCUGCUCCAAAAGCUCACGAAAAAGAGAAAGAGGGUCUUAUUUUGUUGAGUCUGUUAAUUGAAAAGAAUAAGGAGAAAGAUUGAAAGAGGAACUUAAUAUUUUCUAUAAGUUCAUGCUUGUAUGAUGCAUGAGGCGUCUUUAAAAUUUACCAUUUUCCGG